CUCUGUUAACAAAAAUACUCUCUCUUUACAAUCCACUUCCUCUGUUAACAAAAAUUAGAGUUUUCACUUCCUUUGUUGCUAUGAAAAAGGUCACAUAUUUUCAUCUUCUUUUCAUCUUCUUCAUUUGUUUCUUUGUGACAACCAACUCCUUACCUCUUCCAUGGUUGAGUCCAUUUUCUAAAUGGAAAACAACCUUGUACCAACAACCCCCUACGAAUCCAGAUAUCAAAACAUUUUAUUAUGAACAAGUGAUAGACCACUUUAAUCAAGUACCAAAUAGUUAUGUAACUUUUAAACAAAGGUACUUUGUUAAUUUCAAGUAUUGGGGUGGUGCUAACUCUAGCUCCCCAAUAUUUGCUUAUUUUGGUGAUGAAUUUGAGUUGAUGGUGGAUCCUGAAGAUUUUUUGACAGACAAUGCGGGUUCCUUUAAGGCUUUACUUGUGUACAUAGAGCACCGCUUCUAUGGAAAAUCAAUUCCAUUUGGAUCAAUUGAAGAAGCGUAUAAGAAUACAAGUACAAUGGGUUAUUUCAACUCAGCUCAGACCCUUGCCGAUUAUGCAGAUGUGCUGUUGUAUUUAAAAAACACAUUACACGCCCAAGAGUCUCCGGUGAUUGUGAUGGGAGGUUCAUACGGGGGAAUGCUUGCUGCAUGGUUUCGCCUUAAAUAUCCACAUGUGGCCGUCGGUGCCUUGGCGUCAUCAGCUCCCAUACUCUACUUCGACAAUAUAAUUCCAGAGAAUGCAUACUUCGAUGUUUUUACCAGAGAUUUUGAAGAAAUCAGUGAAACAUGCUCAAAGUUUAUAUUAAAUUCUUGGUAUGAGAUAGACAAAGUUGCCUCUCAGCCAAAUGGUCUUUCGAUUUUGAGCCAAAAAUUCAACACUUGCUAUCCAUUGGAAAACACAAAAGAGUUGAAAGAAUAUUUGGAAAACUUUUAUAGCAUAGCAGUUCAUUUAAGCUAUCCUCUAGUUGAGACUAUAUGUAACGUCAUUGAUGGAGCGGCCUUUGGAACCGAUGUUCUCAGUAGAAUAAAUGGAAUUACUUAUCUUUUUGAACCAAACGACACAUGCAAAGUUAAUCUAAAUAAAUAUGCUAAAAAUACAUUUCCCAUUUGGGACAGGGGUUGGAAAUGGCAGACAUGCAGUGAAAUGGUGAUGCCCAUUGCCAAAGGAAAUUCUUCCAUGUUUCAACCUGAACCCUUCAACUUCCACAAAUUUGCUAAACAAUGUAAGAAAGAUUUUGGUGUCAUUCCUCGCCCUCACUGGAUCACGACGUAUUAUGGAGGCCGCAAUAUCAAAUUGGUACUGCAAAAGUUUGGAAGCAACAUUAUUUUCUCCAAUGGAUUAAAAGAUCCAUAUAGUAGUGGCGGGGUUCUGAAGAAUUUAUCAGAUAGUAUUAUUGCCCUUACAACAGUUAAUGGAACUCAUGUCAUGGAUAUGUCAGGUGCAAAUGAAUAUGAUCCAGAUUGGUUGGUUGACCAGCGUAGAAAAGAGGUGAAGAUUAUCAAAGGAUGGCUCAACCAAUAUUACGUUGAAUUGUCAAUGUUCCAGAUGCAGUGAUAUAACAUGGGCGUGAGUGUUAGAAAUAUAGCUUGUAAUUUGUGACUACUCUUGUUCACUGUUGGCAAUGGAAAAAUGAUUAAAUUGCAAAUGUCGAAUUUCAA
This is a messenger RNA of Vicia villosa (hairy vetch), 1660 nucleotides long. RefSeq lists its product as uncharacterized. The transcript is spliced from 9 exons. The record is from RefSeq and is a predicted model, not a curated record. NCBI's taxonomy places the organism in Eukaryota, Viridiplantae, Streptophyta, Magnoliopsida, Fabales, Fabaceae. Gene Ontology annotation, biological process: proteolysis. Bases 81 to 1556 code for a protein of 491 amino acids. Gene Ontology annotation, molecular function: dipeptidyl-peptidase activity; serine-type exopeptidase activity.